AUGAACAAAGAACAGCGAGUCGUCAUCAUCGGGGCAGGCGUCUUCGGCCUGAGCACCGCCCUGCAACUGAGUAGCGAGGGAUACAAGAGCGUGGUUGUGCUCGACCGUCACACCCCGCCGGUCCCCGACGGAUCCAGCGUCGACAUAUCGCGCGUGAUCCGGUUCGACUACGGUGAUGGGACGCACACGGCGAUCGCUAAGGAGGCGUACGACCUGUGGGCUACGUCGCCGCUGUACAAGGACGUCUUUUUCCCGACCCCGUUUGUCGUGACGGCGACCAACGCGCCGGGACGGUCUUACAUCGACAAAUGCCUGCAUAACCUAGACCAGCUGUCGCUGCCGUACCAGCGCCUGCAGGACGCGCAGCUUACCAAGCGCAUCUUCCCUGCGUUGACGGGCGACCUGGGGGGCGCUAGCUUCCACGGGUACUGGAAUUCGGCGGCCGGUUGGGCAGACGCGCAGCUUGCCAUCACCCUCCUGCGCGACCAGUGCAUCGAGGCCGGGGUGUCGUUCAUCAGCGGCGCGCGCGGCACGGUGACGGCGUUUCGCAGGCGUUUGGGGACGUCGCAAAUCGUAGCCGUCCAGACCCGCAGCGGCAACCAUGUCGAGGGGGAUAUCUUCGUGCUGGCGGCCGGCGCGUGGUCGUCGAGACUGGCCCCGAUGCGCAACACCGUCUUGGCCACAGGCCAGGUCGUCGGAUAUCUGAGGUUGAGCGAGCUGGAGAUGGACCGCUACCAAAACCUGCCCAUCUACAUCAAUUUCGACUCAGGCUUCCUACUGUUCCCGCCACACCGCCGUUCCGGCUAUCUCAAGUUCAUGGUGCACGGCUACGGCUACACCAGACAGGUGAAAAACGGCGACAUCAUCGAGACUCUAUCCUCCCCGACACUGAAGCCCCGCAGCGCACGCACCAACUUUGCCCCGAGUGACGGCGUCGAUCAACUGCGUAAAGGUCUGGCGAAAGCGCUCCCGGAGCUAGCGGACCGAGCCUUCGAACGGGCAUGCAUCUGUUGGUACAACGACACGCCAACGGGCGAGUUUGUGCUCGACUACCACCCAGACCAUGAGAACCUGUUUGUCGCGACCGGCGGGAGUGGACAUGCCUUCAAGUUCCUUCCUGUUCUCGGAAAGUACAUCGUCGGGGCCAUGAAGCGCGACCUUCCGCUCGACCUCUUGCAUAAAUGGCGCUUCCGCACCGAGUACUGCCAGGCGCAGGACUUGUUCAAGGGCGAUGGCAGUCGAGGGGGUCCGCAUAGGAGAGAGUUCUUGGCUGAGGAGAGAGCUAAGAUGUAG
This is a messenger RNA of Capronia epimyces CBS 606.96, 1293 nucleotides long. RefSeq lists its product as uncharacterized. The record is from RefSeq and is a predicted model, not a curated record. Lineage: Eukaryota; Fungi; Ascomycota; Eurotiomycetes; Chaetothyriales; Herpotrichiellaceae. Bases 1 to 1293 code for a protein of 430 amino acids. Gene Ontology annotation, molecular function: flavin adenine dinucleotide binding; L-pipecolate oxidase activity; proline dehydrogenase activity. The transcript has 3 exons.